Molecule: messenger RNA, 3405 nt
Organism: Puma concolor (puma)
Lineage: Eukaryota; Metazoa; Chordata; Mammalia; Carnivora; Felidae
Source: RefSeq, a predicted model, not a curated record
AUGUGGGGCCGGACCCCAGGGCUCCUGUGCCUACGCGGCUCGGGCCACGAGAGCCGUGAAGUGGCGGCCGAGUGCCCCGACCAGAGCCCUGAGCUGCAGCCCUGGAGCCCUGGCCACGACCCGGGCCACCGCGUGCACAUCGGCCGGGGCAGGACACUGCUGCUCACGUCUUCUGCCACGGUGAACUCCAUCCACAUCUCAGAGGGAGGAAAGCUGGUCAUUAAGGACCAAGACGAGGCGAUCGUCCUGCGUACCCGGCACAUCCUGGUUGACAACGGAGGGGAGCUGCACGCGGGGAGCGCCCUCUGCCCUUACCAGGGCAACUUCAGCAUCGUUCUGUACGGCAGGGCCGACGAAGGCAUUCAGCCGGACCCCUACUUUGGCCUCAAGUACAUCGGGAUCGGCAGAGGAGGCGUCCUUGAGCUACACGGACAGAAGAAGCUCUCCUGGACGUUUCUGAACAAGACCCUUCACCCAGGCGGCAUGCAGGAGGGGGGCUACUUUUUCGAAAGGAGCUGGGGUCACCGUGGAGUCAUCGUGCAUAUCAUCGACCCCAAAUCGGCGACUGUCAUCCACUCCGACCGGUUUGACACCUACAGAUCCAAGAAGGAGAGUGAACGCCUGGUCCAGUACUUGAACGCGGUGCCCGCGGGCAGGAUCCUUUCGGUGGCAGUGAACGACGAGGGGUCCCGGAACCUGGAUGAUGCGGCCAGGAAGGCCAUGACGAAGCUGGGCAGCAAACACUUCCUACACCUUGGAUUCAGACACCCUUGGAGUUUCCUAACUGUGAAAGGAAAUCCCUCUUCUUCCGUCGAAGACCACAUUGAAUAUCACGGGCACCGCGGCUCCGCUGCUGCCCGGGUGUUCAAAGUGUUCCAGACAGAGCACGGCGAGCAUUUCAACGUUUCUUCAUCCAGCGAGUGGGUUCAAGACGUGGAAUGGACGGGGUGGUUCGACCACGACAGAGUGCCGCAGACUAAAGGCGGGGAGAAAAUUUCAGACCUCCGGGCGGCUCACCCGGGAAAAAUCUGCAACCGCCCCAUCGAUAUACAGGCCACUACGCUGGACGGCGCUAACCUCACCGCCGAGGUUGUCCACAAAAAAGGCCAGGAUUACAGGUUUGCGUGCUACGACCGGGGCCGCCCCUGCCACGGCUACCGCGUGCGGUUCCUCUGCGGGAAGCCUGUGAGACCCAGACUCACCGUCACCAUCGACACCAACGUGAACAGCACCAUCCUGAACCUGGAGGACGAUGUGCGGUCGUGGAAGCCCGGAGACACGCUGGUCGUCGCCAGCACCGAUUACUCCAUGUACCAGGCAGAAGAGUUCCAGGUGCUCCCCUGCAGAGCCUGUGCCUCCAACCAGGUCAAGGUGGCAGGGGCCAAGACAGGAGGGGACACGUCGCCCAGCGUCCAGCUGCUCAUCAGGCACACACGAGCCAUUCCAGCUCUGUCAUCUCGGAGGCCCCUCCUGGGCCUGAACCCCGCUAACAUAUCAGUCUCGGAACCAAGAGAUCCUCAGGCUGGCAUGAUCAUUGACAACGGGGUCAAAACUACGGAGGCCUCUGCCAAGGACAAGCGGCCCUUCCUGUCCAUCAUCUCUGCCAGGUACAGCCCUCACCAGGAUGCCGACCCGCUGAAGCCCCGGGAGCCGGCCAUCAUCAAACACUUCACGGCCUACAAGAACCAGGACCACGGGGCCUGGCUGCGCGGCGGGGAUGUGUGGCUGGACAGCUGCCGGUUCGCUGAUAAUGGCAUCGGCCUGACCCUGGCCAGCGGCGGGACCUUCCCGUAUGAUGAUGGCUCCAAGCAGGAGAUCAAGAACAGCCUGUUCGUCGGCGAGAGUGGCAACGUGGGGACGGAGAUGAUGGACAACAGGAUCUGGGGCCCCGGUGGCCUGGACCACAGCGGGAGGACCCUCCCUAUAGGCCAGAAUUUUCCGAUCCGAGGAAUUCAGUUCUAUGACGGCCCCAUCAACAUCCAGAACUGCACCUUCCGCAAGUUUGUGGCCCUGGAGGGCCGGCACACCAGUGCCCUGGCCUUCCGGCUGAACAACGCCUGGCAGAGCUGCCCCCAUAACAACGUGACCAACAUUGCCUUUGAGGAUGUCCCGAUUACUUCCAGAGUGUUCUUCGGAGAGCCGGGGCCCUGGUUCAACCAGCUGGACAUGGAUGGGGAUAAGACGUCCGUGUUCCAUGAUGUCGACGGCUCUGUGUCCGAGUACCCAGGGUCCUACCUCACCAAGGACGACAACUGGCUGGUCCGGCACCCAGACUGCAUCAACGUCCCCGACUGGAGAGGGGCCAUCUGCAGCGGGCGCUACGCACAGAUGUACAUUCAGGCCUACAAGACCAGCAACCUACGGAUGAAGAUCAUCAAGAACGACUUCCCCAGCCGCCCCCUCCACCUGGAGGGGGCCCUGACCCGGAGCACGCAUUACCAGCAGUACCAGCCGGUGGUCGCCCUGCAGAAGGGCUACACCGUGCACUGGGACCAGCCGGCGCCCGCCGAGCUGGCCAUCUGGCUCAUCAACUUCAACAAGGGCGACUGGAUCCGAGUGGGGUUCUGCUACCCCCGCGGCACGUCCUUCUCCAUUCUCUCCGACGUGCACAACCGCCUGCUGAAGCAGACAUCCAAGACGGGCACCUUCGUGCGGACCCUCCAGAUGGACAAGGUGGAACAGAGCUUUACGGGCAGGGGCCACUACUACUGGGACGAGGACUCAGGGCUGUUGUUCCUGAAGCUGAGAGCCCAGAACGAGAGGGAGAGGUUUGCCUUCUGCUCCGUGAGAGGCUGCGAGCGAAUCAGGAUCAAGGCCCUGAUCCCCAAGAACGCGGGCGUCAGCGACUGCACGGCCACCGCCUACCCCAGGUUCGCCGAGAGAGCUGUGGUGGACGUGCCGAUGCCCAGGAAGCUCCGUGGUGCCCAGCUGAAGACAAAGGACCGCUUCCUGGAGGUGAAGAUGGAGAGUUCCAGGCAGCGUUUCUUUCACCUCCUGAGCGACGUGGCUUACAUUGAAGUGGACGGGACGAGGUACCCCAGCUCCGAGGACGGCAUCCAGAUGGUGGCGAUCGACGGCAGCCGCGGGCACGUGGUGAGCCACACGAGCUUCAGCAGCACCAUGCUGCAGGGCGUCCCGUGGCAGCUGUUCAGUCACGUGGCGGCCAUCCCCGACAACUCCAUUGUGCUCGUGGUGUCGAAGGGACGAUACACGUCCAAGGGCCUGUGGACCAGAGUGCUGGAAAAGCUCGGCGCAGAUAAGAGCCUCAGGUUGAAAGAGAAAAUGGCGUUCGUUGGCUUCAAAGGGAGCUUCCGGCCCACCUGGGUGACUCUGGACACCGAGGACCACGGUGCCAAAAUCUUCCAAGUGGUGCCCAUCCCCGUGGUGAGGAAGAAGAAACUGUGA